Messenger RNA from Drosophila willistoni, 2137 nucleotides. RefSeq names its product carnitine O-acetyltransferase. The record is from RefSeq and is a predicted model, not a curated record. Gene Ontology annotation, biological process: carnitine metabolic process, CoA-linked. Lineage: Eukaryota; Metazoa; Arthropoda; Insecta; Diptera; Drosophilidae. Gene Ontology annotation, cellular component: peroxisome. The transcript has 4 exons. Bases 17 to 2074 code for a protein of 685 amino acids. Gene Ontology annotation, molecular function: carnitine O-acetyltransferase activity.
CCAAAACAAACAGCAGAUGAAUUCUAGUGACUCUAAAAGUGUAUGUUCUGGCAAUCAUCAAGAAGGACAAGAAUCGAUCAGAAAAGUUCAACCGAAAUCUGAAGCAGCAGUCCAUAAAACUUGCGAUUCACCGAAACCAGGAUUAGAAGAUCCAAAUUCAAAAGCAAAGACUGCAGAUUGUUCUGCAAAAAGUUCUAAGCCAUCAAUUAACUCAUCUAAGGAAACAAAAGAAACUGAAACCCGUGAAGACAAUGCAAGACAAAACCUUUUACCCUACCCAAUAACCCCCCUUAAGGAAACACUGGAUCGUUAUCUUUGUAGUGUGAAGCCGCUUCUGGAAGAUGAUUUGUUUAAUUUGGAGCAACAAGUGGUUAAGGAAUUUUUAGAUAAAGAUGGAGCUAAGCUUCAAGCAUUUCUUGAGAAAGAGGCAAAUGGUAAAGCAAAUUGGCUAACUGAACGUUGGACAAAUGCCGCUUAUUUGGAAGUUCGAACUCCUCUCACCAUAUACACUAGUCCUUGCUUGGCAUUUCCAUUACAGAAAUUCCUUCAUCCCAUUGACUAUAUAACAUUUGUAGCCAAAUGUAUCUACGGUAUGUUGGAAUUUAAGAAAAUGGUGGACGACCAUAAAAUUCCCGUUGUGAAGAUGUGCCAGUACGAGCUCGAUAAUAGUCAAUUUGGUAAAAUAUUCGGGGGAGUGCGUGUACCAAUGCCGUGUAUGGAUGCGAUUGAACAAUAUAACGAUUCUGAUUAUGUGAUAGUCAUAAAUAAGAAUAAUUUUUACAAAUUGCCCGUUUAUAAUGGUGAUGGUAAAAUUGUGCAUGCCCAUGCUUUGCGUGAUCAGUUGGAUGGUAUCGUUAAUGGUCCGAGCGAACGUGGUGAUACUAUGGGUCUUCUUACCCACGAUAGUCGUGAUAAUUGGGCAGAAGUACAUGAACUUUUAAUGCAUGAUCAAGAUAAUUGUCAUAUCUUAGAUGUUAUUGAAAAAGCUCUAUUUGCUGUUUGUCUGGACGAGUACGUUGAUUUGCCUCCUGAGGGUGAGCAGCGAAAUCUACAGGCGGCCCAUUUGUUACAUGGCGGUGGACGUCAUUUAAAUAGUGCCAAUCGUUGGAUGGACAAGACACUGCAAUUGAUUGUUAAUCCAAAUGGUUUCUCUGGCAUUUGUUUUGAACAUUCACCGGCCGAUUGUCAGCCUUUGGCAAUGCUCAUGGACUUGUUACAGAAAAAUAUUCGCCAACCUGGUUAUGGUUGUGAGAGUUGCAAUGAUGGAAAGGUUGAACCAUUUACCCCAUUGAUAUUUAAACCUCUUAACCAGUGCACAGAGCUAUGGAUGUCUGUGGCUGAGCGUAAUAUUGAUGACCUCUGUAAGCAUUUCCAACUGAAUGUUUUCAAAUUCCAUUGCCAUGGCAAGAAUUUCAUUAUGGCUCAGGGUCUUAAUACGGAUAGCUAUAUACAAAUUGCCCUACAAUUGGCAUUCUUUUUAAUGCACGAAGAGAUGCCGUCUCAAUAUGAAUCGGCACAUUUGCGCAUCUUUGAAGGUGGUCGAACUGAGACCAUACGAUCAACAACAAUUGAAUCGAGUGCAUUUAUCAAGUCCAUGACGUUGCCUACUACAUCAAAAAAGGAUCGCAUGGAAGCUUUACGGGCUGCUGUCGAUGCUCAUCAAGAGCUCACGAAAUUGGCUCUCCUUGGACGUGGAGUGGAUCGUCAUCUGUUUGGUCUUCAACAAAUGGCCAAAGAGAAUGGUCUUCCACUGCCAGAAUUCUUCAAGUCGCCAGCCUAUUUAAAAUCAAUCAACUAUCGAGUACUUAGCUCACAAGUAGCCACCACGCAUGAUGCAUUUCUAGCUUUUGGACCGCUUACACCCUGCGGUUAUGGCUGCUGUUACAAUCCACGUAAUAACGAUAUAAUAUUCUCUAUAUCCAAUUGGAAUACCCAUAAAAAAACCUCCGCCGAAGUUUACGGUCAAGCCAUAAACACAGCUCUACAUCAUAUGCGAAAAUUGGUACUAGAAACUGGCGGUGAUCGAGGCUCCAUUGAAUUAUGCAAGUGCGAUGGUAAAAGUGACAAAAAAUAAUAGUGUCGUUCAUAAAUAUCAUAACAAAAUAAAUAGUUAAGUUUUGGCUACUUUGUUGGUUAA